This is a messenger RNA of Neofelis nebulosa (Clouded leopard), 858 nucleotides long. Its product is annotated as synaptonemal complex protein 3-like. The transcript has 6 exons. Gene Ontology annotation, biological process: meiotic cell cycle; spermatid development. Gene Ontology annotation, cellular component: synaptonemal complex. NCBI's taxonomy places the organism in Eukaryota, Metazoa, Chordata, Mammalia, Carnivora, Felidae. The record is from RefSeq and is a predicted model, not a curated record. Bases 119 to 664 code for a protein of 181 amino acids.
CUCCUGCCCAGGCCCGGCUGGCUAGCUCGUUGCCAUCGCGAGGCCCUCAGAGGAGCUUCGCAGAGGACUCCGUGUGGAGGUGCAGGAGAGCUGUCUGUACCUGGGAAGACACCUUGGGAUGGCACCACCUCGGAGGAAGCGCCUGAGGAGAGCUGCGAAGGCCCCGGUGGAGGCUCCGGGUAUGGCAGCCAAUGACUUUCGGGGACAAGAGAGAAGAGACCUGAGUGGGCCAGAGGCUGUUCCUGAAGGAAACAAUCCAAUACCGGAUAAGCCCGGGGAGAGCAGUCCUUCUGCAGGAACAUUUGAGACAGAUGUGGGGAAUGAAGUACAGAAGAUGCUGGAAAGGCUUGGAGUUGACAUUAAACAGGCUCUUCUCACAAAGAGAAAAAUGUUCGAAAUGGGUACAAAAGCUUCUAUCAAAACCACUAACGAAACAAUUGAGCAUGUUUGGAAACUACAACAAGAACAAAGGCAGAAUCUUCAUCUCAAAUAUUCUCAGCAGUUUCUGACUUUGUUUCGGGAGUGGAAUGUAGACAUGCAGAAAGCCCAGAAACAACAAGAAAAACUAGCCGUUGGUAUCAGCUUUGGCUUUAAAAUUGAUUUAUUUAUUGUAUCAAAGUCUCAAGUAGCGAUAGGUCAUGCAAAAACACAGGAGAGAAUGUAGGGACCAUGAGCCCAGAUGGGUAAAGGUGGGUAGAAGAUGUAGCGGUGGGAGACUGAAUGUCCUCUCUGAAUUGCUUCUGUCUAUUUAGGGAUACAGGAAGGCCACCAGUUAAGAGUUAGAGUGGUGGAGGAGGUGUUGCCUCUCGGGAGCAGAGAAGAAGUCCUGGAAUUGUUUCCUGAGAGCAGGCCAGUGAA